This is a messenger RNA of Ciona intestinalis (vase tunicate), 1914 nucleotides long. The record is from RefSeq and is a predicted model, not a curated record. NCBI's taxonomy places the organism in Eukaryota, Metazoa, Chordata, Ascidiacea, Phlebobranchia, Cionidae.
AUUCCCCUCCGUAGUUUUCACAUUUUUCAAAUUUAAGAACAUUUUCAAAGUUUUUUCGCUCUAAAAUAAUGGAAGUGGACGAUUGCGAUGAUGGGGCAAGAUGGUCAGGAAGAUGGAAUCAUCUACAGAAGAUUCUAGAACGAAAUGGACCUUUCGUUCACCCGGAUUUUGAACCGAGUCCAGACAUUCUUGAUUUCAUGUUAAACUCAUGUAAAGUGUUGGUGGUUGGAGCGGGGGGGUUGGGAUGUGAGUUACUUAAGGAUCUUUCACUGAUGGGGUUGCGUCAUAUUCAUGUCAUUGAUAUGGACACCAUUGAUCUUUCAAACUUAAACCGACAAUUUCUUUUCAGACAAUGUGACAUUGGUAAACCAAAAGCUGAAGUUGCUGCUUCUUUCAUCAACAAGCGUGUGAAAGGAACGAAAUGUGUUCCUCAUUUCUGUCGAAUACAAGACCAUGACUCAUCAUUUUAUAAACAAUUCCAUAUCGUUGUUUGCGGACUCGAUUCAAUUGUUGCGAGAAGAUGGAUCAAUGGAAUGUUGAUAAGUUUACUCGAAUAUGACGAGGAUGGAAACCUCGACCCUAGCUCUCUAAUCCCUCUUGUGGACGGAGGUACGGAAGGUUUUAAAGGCAACGCUCGAGUGAUUUUGCCAGGAAUGAACGCUUGCAUGGAUUGUACGCUUGAUCUCUACCCACCUCAGGUUAACUUCCCGAUGUGUACAAUCGCCCACACACCAAGGCAACCUGAACAUUGUAUUGAAUACGUCAAGAUAUUUCAAUGGGAGAAGGAAAAACCAUUUGGAGACAUAGCAAUAGACGGAGAUGAUCCGGACCAUAUUAAGUGGAUUUGUAAAGCAGCAAGCACAAGAGCUGAUGAAUAUGGGAUACAGGGAGUGAACUACCGCUUAACUCAGGGAGUGAUUAAACGUAUUAUACCAGCGGUGGCGUCGACUAAUGCAGUGAUUGCAGCUGCGUGCGCCAAUGAGGUGUUUAAGCUUGCUACCAGUUGUUCCAUCCCAUUAAACAACUACAUGGUGUUCAACGACACAAAUGGUGUGUACACUUACACAUUCGAGGCAGAGAGAAACGAGCAAUGUUUGGCCUGCAACAACACACCAAGGAACCUAAGUUUCAAACCUGAUGCCUUGCUGAGGGAGGUUGUCGACUUUUUGUGUCAAGACAACUCAUUGCAAAUGAAGAGUCCAGGGUUAACGACAACUAUCGAGGGUUUAAACAAAACUUUGUACAUGAAGAAUAUCCCAUCACUAGAGGCCGCUACACGCCCCAAUCUUUCAAAAUCUUUAAAAGAUCUUGGCAUUGUUGAUGGACAAGAAGUGAUUGUUGCCGACGUUACGACACCAAACUCACUUCGGUUUAAAAUAAAGUUCAAUGAUGAUGUCACUUCCUCUUGAUGAUGUCACAAUGACACUUAUGAUAUCAUAAUAUAUUAAUGCGGAACAAUAGACAUGACAAUGCAGUGUGUGAUGUCACAAUAUCAAUGAGAAUAGUUGAGUGAGGAUAUUUAUCAGCUUUUAUGCUAUUUACAGACAAAAAGCUGUUUUGGUCCUGCUUGUUUGUACAGGCACCUAACAGCAGGACAAAAGCUGUUUUAACCCCAAAACCAAGGUGCUCAGUAGAUAUAAUGUCAUCCUUAAUGAAAAAAACACUCGAGCACCCCUAGUGAUACACCUAUGUAUGCAGUGCAACAAAUUAACUCGGCUUUAGAUUAUCACAAGUUGUCCAUAUACAUUGAGUUCAAAUCUCAACUCUAGCCGUUAAAUGCAAACAAGUAGAAAAUUUUAGCACUUUAAGAUCGAACCUUGUCUCAAGUUCAAAUAAUAUUUACUUUGAAUGAACUCGAUGUAGACUUGACUUGUGUGGUUUCUUGAAGACUAAUAAACCUGUGUGACCUAUGUA